Molecule: messenger RNA, 1392 nt
Organism: Syngnathus acus (greater pipefish)
Lineage: Eukaryota; Metazoa; Chordata; Actinopteri; Syngnathiformes; Syngnathidae
Gene: pawr
Product: PRKC, apoptosis, WT1, regulator
Exons: 7
Coding region: 261-1091 (276 amino acids)
Biological process (GO): apoptotic process; positive regulation of apoptotic process
Cellular component (GO): cytoplasm
Source: RefSeq, a predicted model, not a curated record
UUCCGGACUCGGGCCGCCGCUCCGGAGGGCAGAGGGAGCUGCGGCGGCUCCAACAGCGCCACUAAGUCACUUACCGCAGUCAGCCGAGGCGAGCACUCGUCAGGCACACCUGGUCGGAAGAUCCGGUGUGCGACUUUGAGGAAGUCAACAACCUGACACCUGCAGCUCUCGGGACACUCGCUCGAGGAAUGCGGCGACUAGUUUAGGGGAGUAGAAAGUUGUCAAAACUUGUUGAAAGUGACGAGCCAGUAAAAGCUAGCAUGGCAACCGGCGGCUUCAAGUCGAGCGCCACUACCGACUUCCUGGAGGAGUGGAAGGCGAAACGGGAGAAGAUGAGAGCCAAAAUGCUCGGGGACAUCGCAGCCGCCUCCGGGGCUGGCAGCAGUAGCGGAGGUGGCGGCGGCGGCGGCUCCUCGGGGAACGAACUACAGCGACCGGCGAAGGGCGACUCGCCGGAUGGUUGCACGUCGGACGGCGGCGAGGGGGACGGGGAAAGCCCGUCGCCUGGGAAGAGCAAGGAGAAGAAAAGCAGCGGGCCCAGCUCCAGGAAGGGCAAAGGGCAGAUCGAGAAGAGGAAGCUGAGGGAGAAGAGGAGGUCAACAGGUGUCGUCAGCAUGCCGUCCAAUGAGAGCUUGGAUGAGCUCGACGACGACGACGGCGCCGAUAAAGACGAGCGGGAGGAGGAGGAGGAGCAGCUGGUCCUGGCCAACACCUUCCAGAACGAGGCCAUGACGGCAGACCCGGCCAGCGGGCUUUCGCCGGAGAACCUGGCAAGAUCUGUGAAUAGCCGCACCAAAAGCUGCAGCAGCAUGGACGAGGAGAGCCGGCAUCGCCACGGCCACCACGUCAGAGACGCCGCGCCGGCAAGUCUGGAGAAACGGCUGGAGGAGCUGGAGCAGGAACUGGCCCACGAGCAGCAGGAAAGGAGCAGGCUGCUGAAGGCCCAGCAAGACAAAGACGACCUGAUUGACAAGCUCAAAGAGGAGAUGGACCUACUCUACCGGGACCUGGACGACAUUGAAGACGAGAACGAGCAGCUGAAGCAGGAGAACAAAACUCUGCUGAAGGUGGUGGGUCAGCUGACCAGGUAGAAGCUGCCACCUUUCUUCCACCCCCGUGCGUAUUUAAUGUAAAUCAUCUUGUAUAUAAGGAGCAUUCAGAUGGACACGUAAGGAAUGUGCUUUAACAAAAAAAGCCGUAUCACUUUUUACGCUUUGGAGGAAGAAAUAAAAUGAAGCGAGGGGCUUUGAACGCAUCGUCCAAGGGAACGAGCUCGCCGAUUCUUUGUCUUUUGUAAUGCUUUCGAUUUUUUUGUAAGAAGGGUUUAGCAUUGCAGUAUGCAUAUACGUGUACAGAAGAUGCAAUCGUUUAAUAAAACUUUGAUUAUCUCCC